UCCGUCUAUGACAUGACAGUCUACCUCCCUUUUUGUUCUAAACACUUAAAUGAAUGAAAAUCAAGUAUUUUUCGUCAGUUUAAAGUAAAUUUUUACAGAAUUUGAUUAUAAUUCCCGCUGGAUGUGCUUACCUGAAAGCUGAAAACGAUGCCUUUGGCCAACGCCAGCGAUCCAUGGCGAAUGCAAAGUGUUGGAGAUGUCACGCGUGGCAUAACAGCACAGUCUGCAAAUAGUCUUCCAAUGGUUGUGGAAAAUUUAGCAGAGUCUCGACAGACAUCCACUACAGAGAGUCUUGAGUCAAGUGCAUCAAAUAUAGAUCAAAAUUAUGAAAGAGAAGUGGAACUUCAAGAUGUCGUUAAAGAAGGCCACGAGAAGGCAGAUCCUUCUCAAUUUGAGCUACUGAAAGUUCUUGGUGAAGGUUCUUUUGGCAAAGUAUUUCUAGCACGCAAGGUUACUGGUCCUGAUACUGGUACUCUUUAUGCAAUGAAGGUACUAAAGAAGGCUACACUAAAAGUUAGAGACAGAGAACGCACAAAGAUGGAAAGAAAUAUUUUAGUAGAAAUGGGCCAUCCGUUUAUUGUUAAAUUACACUAUGCAUUUCAAACAGCAGGAAAACUGUAUUUAAUAUUAGAUUUCCUACGUGGUGGAGAUCUGUUCUCCCGACUUAGUAAAGAGGUUAUGUUUACAGAAGAAGAUGUAAAGUUUUAUUUAGCUGAAUUAGCUUUAGCAUUAGAACAUGUGCAUAAAUUGGGAAUUAUAUACAGGGAUCUAAAGCCAGAAAAUAUUUUAUUAGAUGCGGAUGGGCAUAUAGCUCUCACUGACUUUGGUCUAUCAAAGCUACCUCCUAGUGAUAAAACUUACAGUUUUUGUGGUACAGUUGAAUACAUGGCUCCCGAGGUUGUUAAUAGGAAAGGGCACACAAUGGCUGCUGACUGGUGGUCUUUUGGUGUUCUAAUGUUUGAAAUGUUGACGGGAAAUCUACCAUUCCAUGGCUCCACCAGACAUGAAACAAUGACUCAAAUCCUUAAAGCGAAAUUAGGUAUGCCUUCAAAUUUGAGUGAGGAGGCACAGUCUCUUUUACGUGCACUGUUCAAGAGAAAUCCACAUAAUAGAUUAGGAGCCGGUCCCAAUGGUAUUGAAGAUAUAAAGAGUCAUGAGUUUUUUGCAAGCAUAGAGUGGGAUGCAUUGUUAAGGAAAGAGGUGGUGCCCCCGUUCCGGCCGGCGGUGUCUCGCGCCGACGACGCGUUCUACUUCGACUCCGAGUUCACGUGCCGCACGCCGCGCGACUCGCCCGGCGUGCCCGCCUCCGCCAACGCGCACGAGCUGUUCAGAGGUUUCAGUUUCGUGGCUCCGUGUUUACUGAAUGAUGAAGACAACAAAACUGUCACAAAUCAAAAUCAGAACCACAUAGCACAAACCAAGACAUCAACUGAAGAAUUCUGGGCUGGUUUUGUUAACAAGAAUAAAUUCUUCGAUGAGUAUAGAUUAAUGGGUGAAUUGGGCACUGGAUCUUUUUCGGUAGUACGACUUUGUGAGCACAAAGCUUCUCGGACACAAUAUGCUGUCAAAAUCAUGGACAAACUACAAUAUGAUCCCCGAGAAGAGAUUGAAAUUCUAUUGAGAUACAGCCAGCACCCUCACAUCAUCAGCCUGCGCGGCGUGUACGAGGAGGGCGGGCGGCUGCUGGCCGUGACGGAGCUGUGCCGCGGCGGCGAGCUGCUGGAGUACAUCACGCAGCGCCGCCACCUGCCCGAGCGCGAGGCGGCGCGCGUGCUGCGCAACGUGCUGCACGCCGUGCACUACCUGCACCGCCACACCGUCGUGCACAGAGAUAUCAAGCCUUCAAACAUCCUGUUUGCAACUGCUGAGAGACGACCGGAGGACGUCCGCCUCGUCGAUUUCGGACUAGCGAAGCAGUUGCGUGCAGAGAACGGGCUGCUCAUGACCCCUUGUUACACCGCCAACUUUGUUGCGCCGGAAGUUCUCAAGCGCGCUGGUUAUGACGCUGCUUGCGACAUAUGGAGCUUAGGAGUACUUGCAUAUAUUAUGCUCUCCGGUAGAACACCUUUCGCAUCUACAGGAGACGACACACCCGAGGCAAUUUUAGCCAGGAUUGAAUCUGGAAAGGUGGAGACGUCGAGCGGCGCGUGGCGGCACGUGUCGGCGGAGGCGCGCGCGUGCGUGCGGCGCAUGCUGCAGCUGGAGCCCGCCAUGCGGCCGCGCGCGCACGAGCUGCUGCGCGAGGCGUGGCUGGCGCGCGACGAGCCCGAGCCGCCGCCGCGCGCCGCGCCGCCCUCGCACGACGACGCGCCCGCGCCGCAGGACCUGCGCCGCGCCGUCGACCUCACCUACCAGGCUAUGACUUCAGCUCCAAUGACACCUCAUAUAUUAGGUCCUGUAACGCAAUCGACUCUAGCGCAGCGUCGAAUUAAACCACAACGUCGGUUCCCGCCCACACAAGUUUAAAGUAACGAAAAUGUUAAAUGUACAUAAUAUUGAAGAGCAAAUAUUAAUUUUCGAAUGCGCCUACUACUGUUUGAAGAAAAGAAAAUCAAAUGCAUUGACCCAAAAGACAAGUAAAAACUUUCAUAAAUCCUUUAUGUUGUAAUACUAUCUCUCCUAAUCAACUAUAAUUCAACAAACCAGGUUUUGGUACAAUUUAUAAAACGUUUUUUUUUGCAAUCGGUACCUACUGAAAAAUCAAGAAUGCGAAAUUUUUAUUUCAUUUAAAUAAUUUUUAAUUAUUAUUUAACUAACUAUAAUCAACUGUCCUUAAGCUAAGAUAAAUAUGAUCAAUAGUAUUAAAGUUCUAAUGUUCAAAUAUUUUUUAUCUUCACAUACAUUUUUGAUAUUGAAAAUGAUUAUUUUUUCCAAUGAGAUUGUAUAUUGUUAAUUUAGUGAUCUAGGUAAGACGAUUGACUGCAUACUUAAAUGUUAUGAAUAGCCCCAAUUUCAAUUCUUUAAGUUCGAAUGAAUUCAAAGGCACAUUCCAAAUUCUAAUAUUAAUUUAGUUAGUCAUUUAUAGGAAGAAUAAAAAAAUUAUAAAAAUAAUAUAGGCCAAGUUGUCUUCCUAAUUAUAUUUAAAAUUAAGAGAUAAUUAUAUUAUUUAAAACAUUUGUUUUGCUACCCACCUUUCUUUAGUCCUACAGUGCCAUUAGAAAAAAUCCCACUGAAAACUAUUUUUUUAUCUGUGCAAUAAAAACUUAAUUUCGCAUGAGAGUAUCAAAAUACUUAUCUUUUAUUUUUAUACAGUAUUAAUUUAGACUAGCAUCGUAACUACUUCUUACAUUCUAUAACAAAAUUUUA
Messenger RNA from Vanessa atalanta (red admiral), 3306 nucleotides. It is a transcript of the gene S6kII, whose product is annotated as ribosomal protein S6 kinase 2 beta. Gene Ontology annotation, molecular function: ribosomal protein S6 kinase activity; ATP binding; magnesium ion binding. The transcript has 15 exons. Lineage: Eukaryota; Metazoa; Arthropoda; Insecta; Lepidoptera; Nymphalidae. Bases 148 to 2466 code for a protein of 772 amino acids. The record is from RefSeq and is a predicted model, not a curated record. Gene Ontology annotation, biological process: protein phosphorylation; intracellular signal transduction.